Messenger RNA from Emiliania huxleyi CCMP1516, 1119 nucleotides. RefSeq lists its product as hypothetical. The record is from RefSeq and is a predicted model, not a curated record. The transcript has 2 exons. Bases 1 to 1119 code for a protein of 372 amino acids. Lineage: Eukaryota; Haptophyta; Isochrysidales; Noelaerhabdaceae.
AUGGUCAACCCGCGUGCGAAGCACGCGACACGACACAAAUACCUGCUCAAACGACUCGUCAAGACCCUUCGCUCGGCGUGGGGCAUGCUCAUCGAGAUGGAGCCGACUGCACACCUCAGUUACAGUAACCCAAAACAACCUGACGUGGCGGCGGCGAACAUCGGCAAAGGGCAUGUGCGCCUCGUUGGCGACUUGAAACUCACGAGCUCGCUUGCGUGCAAGGGUGGCGAUCGGCUCGGCUGGAAGGGGGCUUUUGUCGCCUUCGGCAACACCGAGCGGGCGCUGCUCGACUUAGUGUUAGGGCAUGCUGCAUGGCCGCGGCCGGGAGGGGGGGGGGAGGGGGGGAGGGAGGCGGAGGAUGCAGAGGCGGAGGCGGCGGCGGCGGAAGAGGAGGAGGGGGAGAGUGAGGGGGAGGCGGAGGCGGGGGCACCUGUGACGGCCCGCUACGAGAAGGGCGAAUACCGGUUCGCGCGGGAGAAGAAUUGCGACCUGCGUUUGCUCGACUUCGAGACGUUCGGCGGCUUCGGGGACGGCGUCCGCAGAAUUCUUCGGCAGGCGGCGGACCAGCUGAGUAACAAACUUUCGCACGCUCAGCACCUCGAUGAGGUCACAUGGACCACCAAGAACUGGCACGGGCUGCAGAUGCAGCGCUUGUCUGUCGUUCUCCACACCGCCGUGGCGUGGCAGACGGUGGAGGAGUGCGAACGAGAGGUGGCCGCGGCAGCCAAUGCGCUCGAGAAGAACACCGGCGAAACUACGGGUGAAGCCGCGACGCCACCAGAGGCGGAGAAGAAGGGCGGGGGCGAGCCGCAACAGCAACUCACCCAGCAGCGAGAGCAGGCGGACCGGGAGGUGGAGGCAGCGUACGCAGACGUGCCACGCGUGCGGAAUGCGGCCAAAGAGCUCUUUCACGCCAAGGUGCGCAAGGCGCGCGCCGAGGCCGAGCACACUGUCGCGCUUGCCGCCAAGGAGACGAGGGCGAAAGUGGCGGCCAUGCGGCACGCGAUGGCGGAGGCGCAGGCAGAGAUGCUCGUCUUGGAAGAGGACGAGAGCAGAGGCGGCGGGCCGGGCACGGGCCGCUUCACGCGAGCGUCCAACAUGACGCUGGCCACUCUAUAA